AUGCAAUUUAAAUUGCUUUCUCAAAAUCGAGUCCAAACACAACCCACCUACAUUCAUACUCUUGACAAUAAGUCAUUUAUCGUCAGCUAUACUGAUAAAACCUUCGAAGCCUACACAGAAGCGAGGAGAUACAGUUUAAAACAAAAUUUCCCAUCAGCUCUUUGCGGGUAUAAUAUUUCGGAAGACACGUGCCUGUUGGGAUUGGAGAAUGGAAAUGGAUUGCUUGUGCGAAUCAGGAAUGAUCAAGCUGAUUUCAAUCUAUAAGAAUGGCGGGAGAAACAAUACAAUCUGACUUUCUCAGUUGCCAUUAUCUUUAUUGGCAAAAUAAAUUAAUAAUAGUACAUUGCUGUCCAUGAAGAUGGAACACUACUUAUACUCCAAUAGUCGAGUGAUGUUCAAUUUAGUAAGAUCACAAAAUUAAAAUACCAUUUAAAUAUAGGGUAGGCCUAUUUCAAUCAAGAGAUCGGAAUCAUCACAUCCGCCAAUCUUAUAUUCACUUUCAAUGCUAAUUAAAUAUCCAAUUACACUCACUGGGAAUUAGAUAAAUUCAGACAGCUGAGUGCAUCUCAACUCAAAUUGUUUGGCUAGACCAUCAAUCAAUACAAUGAUUAUUGGAAGUAGCAAUGUUAAAUCAAUGGCACCAUCUACAAGAUGAUCUAUCACAAAACUCUAAUUUACCUAAUCACUGAAAAGGGAUACUUUUACACAUUAUCUCACAAAGUCAAUUCAAUUGAAAUUGAAAAAAUAAUUGAUUUGAAUUACUCAAAACCACUUCAAUUAAAUCUUAUUAAUGAGGACUCUCUGCACAUAUCAUUUCAAGGUUCCUAAUUGUUAUUGUACAAUCUGAAGAAUAAAGUGGUCUCAACACUUUUACAAAUCAAAUCAGACAAACAAUUGAUAGGUUCAAGAAUCGAAAGAAAAGAUGGCAAUUUUCUGAUUUUGGUUAUCUAUCGAAAUAAGCCUUCCAACUUUUUGGAAUUGUAUCCACCCAAAUUGUGCGAUGCUCAUGUCAAAUUGAUAUCUGGUACAAAUAAUGUGGAAUGAUUUAUAUGAAGUGUAUAUAUAUACUGAUAACUUCU
Molecule: messenger RNA, 1079 nt
Organism: Paramecium tetraurelia
Lineage: Eukaryota; Ciliophora; Oligohymenophorea; Peniculida; Parameciidae
Exons: 4
Source: RefSeq, a predicted model, not a curated record